Messenger RNA from Helianthus annuus (common sunflower), 436 nucleotides. RefSeq lists its product as uncharacterized. The transcript has 2 exons. The coding region runs from base 44 to 367 and encodes 107 amino acids. NCBI's taxonomy places the organism in Eukaryota, Viridiplantae, Streptophyta, Magnoliopsida, Asterales, Asteraceae. The record is from RefSeq and is a predicted model, not a curated record.
UUCUGCCCUUUGUAUCAUCAGGAGCUCCCCUGUGUUGGAGACUAUGAGAUUUCUGAUGUAUGAUAAUGAAAAACUGCCUGUUCAACAAACUGCCACCAACUUUCUUGAUCUGGAAGGCUACCCAGAUAUGAAGAUGGAUCAUCUUGAGACGUUGGAGAUAUAUGACUUCAGUAACUUACGUCUUGAGACUGAAUUUGUGAAACUCAUUAUGGCCAAAUCACCUGUGCUAAAGAAAGUUCUAAUUGAGCUUGAUGACAAUGUUUCCGUUGAUGAAGAACUGAAGAUGCUAAGAGAGAUGGUUUUAAACCCAAUUCCGCGGGCAUCACCUUCUGCAAAGUUAACCAUUGUACGCCCAGAAACUUCUUAAUGAAGGCGGUUAUUUCAAUGACGCUAGUUAAUUUCCUUAGUUCUUUUGAUGACGAUGCCAGUUAUUUUU